This is a messenger RNA of Trachemys scripta elegans, 513 nucleotides long. RefSeq names its product chelonianin-like. Gene Ontology annotation, molecular function: serine-type endopeptidase inhibitor activity. Gene Ontology annotation, cellular component: extracellular region. Lineage: Eukaryota; Metazoa; Chordata; Testudines; Emydidae. The transcript is spliced from 3 exons. Bases 16 to 513 code for a protein of 165 amino acids. The record is from RefSeq and is a predicted model, not a curated record.
UGGCCCUGCAGCACCAUGAAAUCAGGCCUCCUCCUCCUGGGGCUCCUCGCCCUCUGGGCUGACCUGACACCUGCCUCUGGGCAGCUCCGUGACAUUUGCCAACUCCCGCCUGAGACGGGCCCUUGCAAGGGACAGAUCCCGCGCUUCUUCUACAACCCGGCCUCCAGGACGUGCGAAAGGUUCAUCUACGGCGGCUGCCGGGGCAACGGGAACAACUUUAGAACUCUCCUGGAGUGCCAGCAGGCCUGCAUGAAACGCGAGAAACCCGGGUUCUGUCGCGUGUUCCCCCCAGACACCAUGGGGAUCUGUGCUCUGCUCUGCUUCAGUGAUGACGACUGUGCUGGAGCAGAAAAGUGCUGCAGUAAUGGGUGUGGCCNUGUUCAGGAUGCACUGUCAGAAUUGUGUAGCUGCAGUGCAAGAGGCAAAAGGAGGCGUCUCAUGAACAAUGGAGACAAUUGGAAAAGCCUAUGGGGAGGUUUUCAAAGGCGACAGGAAAGCUGCAACUGGAAAUAG